UGUGCACACCGCUAGCUAAACCGACCAAUGGCUACUCCCAGGGCACAAACUAUUCUGCUGGAGGCAGCGUCGUCUUCGGCUGAAAUUCCGGAUACAACCUGCAGGGAAGCAUUGUGCGCAUCUGCCAGAUUGACGGUUCCUGGAGUGGGGCAGCUGCCUCAUGUAAUCCCAUUCAACUGCAGUGCCAGUCUGGCUACCUGCCCUGCCUGCGUUCCAGUGGCUGUAUCCUGCCAUCACAGCGCUGCGACUGUGUUUGGUACGACUGUGCUGAUGGCUCUGAUGCACAGUACUGCCCAGGCAAGGUCACACCAGCUCCAGGUCAAACCGACUGCCAGGUCCUGUCACCACCGGCACUGGGCUCAAUGACCGUGAACGGCUUGAUGUUCAGCAACACGACCACGUUUGUGUGCACAUCUCCCUAUGUCCUUAUGGGC
Molecule: messenger RNA, 434 nt
Organism: Sycon ciliatum
Lineage: Eukaryota; Metazoa; Porifera; Calcarea; Leucosolenida; Sycettidae
Exons: 3
Coding region: 28-366 (112 amino acids)
Source: RefSeq, a predicted model, not a curated record